GCCCCGAUAGGGUUCGGCAGCUUCGACAUUUUCAGCCUUAGCCGUAGUCGUAGACUUGUAUAAAGCAUGUGCUUUGUUACAGCGGGUGGGAGCUGCCAUCCGCGCCUACGGUUUCAAAAUAACACUAUAGAGUCUAAGGGUAAAACACUUUACUACUACUUUACUUGAGAUGUAAAAUUAUUACACUUAUUGAUCAGUCUGUGGCAGUAUGUAUAGAUUCUAUGGUCAUCACUCAUCUUUUAUGAUAGUCUUUCGUAACUUCGUAGUUCUUACUUCGUUCUUAAGUUCUUGUAAUUUAUAAAGUUGUAAAUAAACUAGAAAAUAUAAUGAAAUAUAUUGGUUUAACUUGAGCCCUUAAGCGCUCAAUUACUUUCGGUAUCAAGACAUAUAAUUAGAAAAUAUGAAUAUAUAAAUAAACUAAAAACAAAAAUGUUAUACACGUACUUACUGUAAUUAGUGAAAGUAACAAUCUGCAACGACCUCACCAUGGGAAAAACUAGCAAAGUUGUUGUUUGCGGAAUGAAAGGAGUGGGUAAAACUGCGAUUUUAGAGCAGCUUAUUUAUGGCUGUGUUAAUUUAAAAUCGUCGUUCUACCCAACAAUUGAAGAUAUAUAUGUUGCUAAUAUUGAGACUGACCGUGGUACUAAAGAACGGGUAUGUUUCUAUGAUACAGCUGGUUUGGAACCUCCGCUCACAGGCGAGUUAAAAGGACCUCCACAGUCUCCUACUAUGCAGCUGACAGCAAACCAAGUUCUUCAGAGACACUACCUAGGUUUUGCUGAGGGCUUUGUUAUGGUGUAUGAUACUACAAGACCUGAAUCACUUGACGUACUUAUGUAUUUAAAAAAGGAUAUUGAUAGAAAUAAAGACAAAAAAGAGGUUGUAAUGCUAGUCAUUGGAAAUCGUACAGGGCCAGAUGAUGUGAAUUGCCUUGAAAAUACUUGCUCGAAAGCAUCAAAUUGGUGUUCAAGAGAAAAAAUUCGACACUUUGAAGUAUCAGCCAUGGACCGACCAUCAUUAUAUGAACCGUUCAUAUUUAUGACAACCAAACUUAAUCCUGUUCAAAAUAAGACAGCUUUUCCACAACUUAGUACGCUAAGUAAGUUAACACAGAAGAAUAACAGAAGUGAAGCAAUGUAACAUCUCCUCAAUCUAUGCCCUUUCUGCUAUCAUCCAUAAGGUAUGUUCGUGCGACUGGUGAAAACUGAUUUCAAACUUUAUUUUAGUUUUCUUGUUUAUCUUGUUACAACAACUAAAAUAUAACACAGAAAAGAGAAUUAUGACAAAAAUUAUUUAUUUAUUUUAAUUCAACAAAGAACUUAUCACCGUUCACCCAUACACUAGGUAUUUACCGUACUACAAUAUAUACAAAAAUAGUUAAUAUCGAAUGGAACUAAUGAACAAAAAUUAUUUUACUUGCAUCGGAAGAAAUUAUGUUUUUUAUAUUUUAUAGAUUAUAUACAUUGUCUGAAAACAGUUUUUACCAUUACUAAGUUUUUGUUCAAAGUAUAUGAUUGUGCGAGCUUAAAGUCAUGUCACUCAUCAAAGCUUUUUUAAUUAUUUAUAGUCUAUUUUAUGGAGAUCUGCAUUAUUUAAGUUAGCAAAUGUACUUAUAAACUGAUAUUAAACAAUACUAUGAGGUGAGAAUAUAAAGCGAAUGAUGCAGGCCUAUUGAACUAGAGCAGUGUUUCCCAACUGUUUUUGUCCCAUGCACAUAGCCUUUCUAUUAUGGUUAGGCCUUCCCUAUGUAAAAUACAUCAUUUUUAAUGGUAAAAAAGUGAAUAGUUAACUGAAGAAACUUAAAUGAUAUGUUUUAGGAAGAACUUAGUAGGAUAUUUUUAUCGUGUUUCGAUAAAAAUUUAUAAUUAAGUUAAUUUUUAAAACAUAAUGAAAAACUGAAAUUCCAAAUAAUUUUUCUAAUAGCCCUUCUUAACAAUCGAAUUGCCCACCUGGGGCGUGGGCCACGUUGGAAAACACUGGACUAGAGAGACUGUUGACCUAUCAUAAUGAGAUCGAUCGCAUAAUCGUUUUACAUAAUGACAAGUUAGAUCGCUUGAUUAUCAUUGGUCAGCGCAUAACCAAUCACAAUCAAGCGACACGAUCGAUUUUCAAAUAUACAUUUUUACUCUCCUAGAGACAUUUUAUAAUCGCUACAUUAUUGAAUUAAGAAAUAUUAUUUUACAGAUACAACAUAUACAAAGAUACUAUAAACUCUAAAUAGCUAAUGAAUGUUUUAUUAUUUUUAAUUAUUUGAGGAUUAUAUCGUAUAAUCGUUAAUUUAUUUUUAUAUUGCCCCAUUGUUAUAAUUUAUCUCAUCAAUAUGGGGCAUAGAUAAAAUUAGAAAACUUUUAAAAUAUACGUAUAUGUCGCAGCCAACUAGUUUAAUUAGCCGUUCAAUCAACAGCAUAGCCUCUUAACUAAGUAGCGAAAUUUAACUAGCGGCCUCAAAGAUAUUCAAUCAUUUUGACUGUUAUUUAAAUUUAGUUCCACUUACUGCCACUCUCAAAGUCGAAA
Molecule: messenger RNA, 2514 nt
Organism: Pieris brassicae (large cabbage white)
Lineage: Eukaryota; Metazoa; Arthropoda; Insecta; Lepidoptera; Pieridae
Gene: kappaB-Ras
Product: NF-kappa-B inhibitor-interacting Ras-like protein
Exons: 3
Coding region: 487-1140 (217 amino acids)
Biological process (GO): canonical NF-kappaB signal transduction
Molecular function (GO): GTP binding; GTPase activity
Source: RefSeq, a predicted model, not a curated record